GUACUUUGCAUGCCCGGUUCAUCUCACUUCUCCUAAAGAUGACUCCAUUAUUCUGGAGAAGCACAAAGCGUUACACAGACAGCCACCUGGGGGUAGGGAUUUGAGGAAUCUUCCUCAUUAACGCUUACGUGUCCCAGGAACACCCAGAUUAUCUAGUCUGUAUCACAAGAUAGCAGCUCCCCAAUUCUGCUGUUGCCUCUGGCCACACUUAAGUUUCUGCCUUCCAAACUGUCCCCUUUCCUUUGCUUAACCUGUAGGGAGACAGUGAGGCUGCAACAAAAUAUAUCCUGUUGAAAGCUGGGGCUGCUUCAUGAUAGGAAAGGACUGGAACAACAUUUUCAGUCACUAUGAAGUACAACAGGGUGAGGAGCUGGAUCUGUUUGGCAGGCCCAGGUCCUUAUCUCCCUAUGCCCUGCAAGUCAAGUUUGACAUCUGGGCAGAGUUACCCACCUGCCAUUCACUUGACAUCACGGUGACCUCAGGUGACUCAUUUCUGCCUGUGCAGUUUGAAAUCAAACCAUAUGGGCAUAGGCACAGCGCCUUUGCUAACACCACUUUUACCUGCCACACACCUGACAUUAUAUAAAAUAUCAGACAUAGGGCAAUGAGUAGUGUUUGGCCAAAAUAGCCUGGCAGGCCUAAUCGGGACCGUGGGCAAAGGUUCCCCCACCUUGGAAGUAGAAUGUUAUAUACUAUGUUUCUCAUUUUUGAUUCUCCUAAACCACGGGUGAGAAGGCAAUGCUUCUCCCGAUAUCGCUGGACUGCAACUGCAAAUCAUCACUGACUAUUGGCCAUUCUUGGCUUGAGCUGAUGGCAGUUGGUGUCUGGCAGCAUCUGAAGGGUUAAUAUUAUUAUUAUUAUUAUUAUUAUUACCCAAACUCCCACUCAUCUGGCUGGGUUUCCCCAGCGAUUCUGGGUGGCUACCAACAGAAUUAAUGAUAAUAAAAAAGUGAUAACACAACAGACAUUAAAAACUUCCCUAAAGAGGGCUGCCUUCAGAUGUCUUCUAAAAGUCAGAUAGUUGUUUAUUUCCUUGACAUCUGAUGGGAGGGUGUUCCACAGGGUGGGCACCACUACCAAGAAGGCCCUCUGCUUGGUUCCCUGCAACCUCACUUCUCACAGUGAGGGAACCACCAGAAGGCCCUCAGAGCUGGACCUCAGUGUCUGGGCUAAACAGUGGGGGUGGAGACGCUCCUUCAGGUAUACUGGGCCGAGGCUGUUUAGGGGUUAUCCUUGCUUUAAGCAAAUACUGGUCCUUCCAACUCUACAAUUGAUUCUAAGCUAUCAAACAAUCGCCUACUAAAGAAAAAUACAAGGCAUUUGUUUUCUAGAGUACCUAACUAGACUUACUAAGGAAUGAUUUACAACCUGUAAAACUCAGAAGUUCCUAUGACGCUAGCCUACCUACUCUAAAAUGGCAAAGAAAAAAAGGGGUUACUGAAUCAUACAAAUCACAUGGCAAAUAUAUCCUUAACUCUGCUACUUUGAACUCCCUUAUCAGUAGCACUUCCCUUGAAAGUUUUUCACUGCUCUAUAAUAAAUCACUCUGCUCCAUUUUCAACAAAUUAUGGAAGAAAUAAUUCUGAAAGCUAAGGAAACAAAGGUGAUCCACAUGUACAAACACAUGUAUAUGGUUGAGCACAAUCUUUGAAUUGGGACCAACCAAAAUAUCACAAUAUUGUGGCAAUAUUGAAUGGGGGCUGGAGAAGAAAUAACCAAAACAAAUUAGAGUAGAUAUUGUAGGCUCGGUUCCAAGAUGGGGACCACAGACUGAGCACCACCCCCUCUCAGGUGCUGAUGUUAACAGAUGACAGGUUUAAGAUUCUGGCUGUUCCAGCUGCUGAGAAAUUAAAGUUAUGCUUCCUGCUGGCCAAGUAGUUUUACAACAACAAACAUAAAAGUAUUAAUAUUAAUUAUAGUUUAUCCUACAUACUUAGAUGCAGCCACAAACGUUUAGGUGCUGGGCAAAAUUAAAACACAUUGGAAGUGUCAGCAAUCCAAUCCCCAACACGAGACCAAUUUUCACUACUUCUACAAAUAGUGCUAGCUUAGCGUAUUUAUAAAGCCACUGUACUUCAGCUGCAUACAUUUUUACUGUAUCUUAACAAAGCAACUUCUGUCUGGACAUGUUACAAGAUUAUAGAAAGCCCUUCAUGACUAUGUCACAUGACACUCUUGUACAAGGCGUAUCACAAAGGGAACCUAGGACCAUUACAGCUUUGAGAAUCUGCACAAUAAAGUGCUACUAGCCUCUAGUAUCUCAUACAACACCAUGAGGGCAGAAUAUUGCUUUAGGUACAAAGUGUUUAACGUGCUGAGCUAGCAGGACUGAUCAGUAAUUUACAUACAGAGGACAAUCUCUAAUAUAUGUUUUUUCUCUAGGUGGUGGGGCCUUUGAAAGCACCUUGGGCCUGGAAGAUCUCAGGCAGCCAGCAUAAUUGCCACGAAACAGAUUGCACAUUAUUCUCACUUCCUCACAUCCAUGCUGCAGCUCACUUUUUGAUGUCAAUUGGAGCUUUCUUCAAUGUCAGCCUCAUUCAGUAUUCUACAGUAGUCCACCCUUAAGGCUGCAAAACUAUUAAUAUGUACGAUCACUUUGCUUGAACAAAACUGAUGUUUUAAAUUACGUUUUUGUGGAUCUUGACCUGAUUUUAUCCUUAUAUGCUACACUCUGCCUUCCAUUUUUAAAAAAGGAAAU
Podarcis lilfordi (Lilford's wall lizard) is the source of this 2698-nucleotide messenger RNA. NCBI's taxonomy places the organism in Eukaryota, Metazoa, Chordata, Lepidosauria, Squamata, Lacertidae. The record is from the annotation of a GenBank genome assembly.